GUUCCAGGUCUCAGGUCUGAUUGAGGGUCAGUGGUACGCCUACAGAGUGCGAGCAUUUAACAAACUUGGUGCCAGUCGACCCUGCAGAGCGACUGAUGAGAUCCAGGCUGUGGACGCUAGAGAACCUCCAGAGAUCCAGCUGGACGUGAAGUUGCUCGCUGGUCUGACCGCGAGGGCCGGAACCAAGAUUGAGCUUCCUGCUGAUGUCAAAGGAAAACCCGAUCCCCGCGUGAAGUGGACCAAGGCUGACCAUGUCCUGAGAGCCGACAACCGCAUCGCCAUUGACACGCAGCCAGGACACUCCAAACUCUCCAUCGUGGACACAACGAGAGGAGACACUGCCACCUACAUCAUUGAGGCCGUCAACACGUGUGGACGUGCCACUGCCACCGUUGAUGUCAACAUCCUUGAUAAACCUGGCCCUCCUGCGGCCUUCGAUAUCUCAGAGAUCACCAACGAGUCGUGCUUCAUGGCCUGGAACCCCCCCAGAGACGACGGUGGCUCGGCCAUCACCAACUACAUCGUGGAGAGUCGCCAGAUGGACAAAGAGGAGUGGGUGAAGCUGUCGGCCACCGUAAAACACACCACGUUCAAAGCCUGCAAGCUCACAGCCAUGAAGGAGUACAUCUUCAGGGUCAGUGCUGAGAACCAGUAUGGAAUCGGUGCUCCUGCAGAGCAUGUGCCAAUCAUUGCAAAGUAUUCGUUCGAUCCUCCUGGUUCUCCAACCAGAGUCACUCCCUCUGACAUUGCUAAGGAUGCUGUGACUCUGACUUGGUUCGAGCCUGAUGAGGAUGGUGGCAGUCCCAUCACCGGAUACUGGAUCGAGAAGUUCGAUCCCGAGAGCGACAAGUGGAUCAGAUGCAACAAACUGCCCAUCAAAGACACAACCUUCAGGGUGAAGGGACUCCCCACCAAGAAGAAGUACCGCUUCCGUGUUCUGGCUGAGAAUCUGGCAGGACCUGGAAAUCCUAGCGUGGAGACCGACCCUGUCCUCAUCAAAGAUCCCAUUGAUCCACCGUGGGCUCCUGGUAAACCUGUCAUCAGGGACAUCGCCAAGACCUCGGCCCUGUUGGCGUGGACCCGGCCGGAACAUGAUGGUGGAGCCAAGAUUGAAGGCUAUGUCAUUGAAUUCCAGAAGACUGGAAGUGAGGAGUGGAUCCGGAUCGCAGAGGAUGUUCCUCAGACUGAGCACCAGCUGCAGGGUUUGAUGGAAAAGCAGGAGUACUCCUUCAGAGUGAAGGCUGUCAACAAGGCCGGCGAGAGCGAACCAAGUGAUCCCAGCGACCCUGUGGUCUGCAAGGAGAGACUCUAUCCUCCGUCAGCUCCUCAGUGGCUGGAGGUGACUAACAUCACCAAGAUCAAUGCCGACCUAAAGUGGCAGGCUCCCAGCAGUGAUGGAGGCUCACCCAUCACCAACUAUGUGGUAGAGAAGAGGGACGUGAGGCGGAAGGCUUGGCAGGCGGUCGACACCACCGUCAAGGAACUCAAGUACACCGUUAGUCCUCUCAAUGAAGGAUCACUGUAUGUGUUCCGCGUUGCCGCUGAGAAUUCUAUAGGGACGAGUGAAUUCUGUGAACUGGAGGACGCUGUGCUCGCCAAAGACACAUUCACCACUCCUGGACCUCCUUACGCUCUGACGGUGGUGGAGGUCACCAAGAGACACGUGGAACUGAAAUGGGAAGCUCCCAAGAGCAAUGGUGGACGACCUAUAACCAAGUACGUGAUUGAGAAGAAAGAUAAGCUGGGAACUCGUUGGCUGAAAUGCUGCAAGACUGCAGACAAACAGACUCAGUUCAAGGUGACGGAUGUAGACGAAGGGUCGGAGGUUCAGUUCCAAGUCAGAGCUGAGAAUGAGGCCGGAGUCGGAGAUCCGAGCGAACCCACCGAGAUUCUCAACAUCGAGGAUCCAACCAGUGCCCCGUCUCCUCCUCUUGAAGUUGCUGUCCCUGACGCCAGCAGGGAGCACAUCAAUGUCACCUGGAAGCCUCCUGUCAAAGAUGGCGGCUGCCCGAUUACUGGCUACCAUGUGGAGGUGGCGGAGGCACGUCCGGAACUGAAGUGGCUCCGAGUCAACAACAGACCCAUCAAAGAGCUCAAGUUCAGGAUUGACGAUGGUAUUAAACCUGAGAAGAAGUAUGUCAUCAGAGUCCGUGCCAUCAACUCUGUCGGAGUUAGUGAUCCAUCUGAGAUCUCGGACAAGGUCUCCACCAAAGAUCCCGACUGUGCUCCAACUAUGGAUUUGGAGGCACAGGACAUGGUUGUGGUUGAGGGUGAGAAACUGCACCUGAACAUCCCCUACAGGGCAAUUCCAACCCCCAAGAUGGUGUGGCAGAAGGACACAUUAGAGUGUAAGGCCGAUGACCGUCUCUCAAUGACAGUAGAGAUGAACAGUGCUCACCUGGAGCUGCUCAAGUGCACACGUGCUGAUGCCGGUGCUUACGCCAUCACACUAGAGAACAGUCUGGGAACUGCAACCGGAACCAUAAAUGUCAAAGUCAUCGGACUCCCCGGUCAGUGUAAAGACAUCACGUCCAGCGACACCACUAAGAACUCCUGCAAAAUCAGCUGGGAAGCCCCAGAGGAUGAUGGCGGCACGCCCAUCAUCAGCUACACCCUGGAGCGCCGUGAGGCCUCCAAGAAGACGUAUAUGCCUGUGAUGUCAGGAGAGAACAACCUGACGUGCUCAGUCAAAGACCUGUACAUCAACUGUGAGUACUACUUCAGAGUGAAGGCUGUCAACAAGGUCGGAGCUGGAGAAUAUCUGGAGCUACGCAACCCCGUCAUCACAGAGGAAAUCAAACAGAAACCAGAUCCGCCCAUCCAGGUGGAGGCUCAUGACCCAACAUCCAAGUCCAUCACUGUCAAGUGGAAGGCUCCGGACUACGACGGUGGCUGUCCCAUCCAGGGCUACAUUGUGGAGAAGAUGGAGAAGGAUGGUGACCGCUACGAGAGAGUCACCCCGAGCCUGGUCCCCAGUUUGACCUAUGUGGUGACAGGCCUGACGGAGGAUAUGGAGUAUCAGUUCAGGGUCCGAGCUGAAAACGCAGCUGGAGUCAGCGAGCCUUCACGUAGCACGCAGCUCAUCAAGGCCGCAGAUCCCGUUGAAAAACCAAAGGUCACCCUCCACGCCCGUGUACAGUCUGGUUUGAGCAUCAAGAAGAACGAGGAGAUCCGUAUCGACGCCUUCAUCUCUGGGUCCCCUUAUCCUAAAG
This is a messenger RNA of Paralichthys olivaceus (Japanese flounder), 3212 nucleotides long. The record is from RefSeq and is a predicted model, not a curated record. NCBI's taxonomy places the organism in Eukaryota, Metazoa, Chordata, Actinopteri, Pleuronectiformes, Paralichthyidae.